Phymastichus coffea is the source of this 7680-nucleotide messenger RNA. It is a transcript of the gene emb, whose product is annotated as exportin-1. Gene Ontology annotation, cellular component: cytoplasm; nucleus. Gene Ontology annotation, molecular function: small GTPase binding; nuclear export signal receptor activity. Gene Ontology annotation, biological process: ribosomal large subunit export from nucleus; protein export from nucleus; ribosomal small subunit export from nucleus. The record is from RefSeq and is a predicted model, not a curated record. The coding region runs from base 846 to 4016 and encodes 1056 amino acids. NCBI's taxonomy places the organism in Eukaryota, Metazoa, Arthropoda, Insecta, Hymenoptera, Eulophidae. The transcript is spliced from 14 exons.
UAUAAUAUUUUCGAAAAUUUUGCAAGCAGCCCAACUCUGCCACUUUUUGGUUACAAGCUUGCUCUGGUAGUAUUGUAUCUAUAUACAUAGGUAGAUCUGCACACGGACACACGAACGGUCGCGGUGACGCGCAAACGACGCAGACGCAAACGGAGAGCGAAGAAAGAGACAGCAGUGGCGGCGGCAGUUACUAGUGCAGCGCCUAUCAUCUAUAUGCGGCAGCCAGCCAGCGUACACACACACAGGACGACACGGCGACGACGAGGACCGACCAGCGACGCGGACGAGGACGGGAUUGCGAAUUGCGACAGGAGAGAGACACGAGUUUUGUUUUCUGUUUGUUCUCAUCACCGUAGAAAAGAGUGGAAAACAGGCGGACGCAAAGACUACAAGCGGCGAAGUGUGAAUUGUUUGUUUUAUUUGCUGCGAACGGAACUCGGCUCGGUGCAAGUGUUAGGACUGUGAAGCGUCAGCGGACAUUACAGCUAGUGCGAAGAGGCUACAGGACUACCGACUCGCAUGACAUUCAAGAGAUAACUAGUGCAAGAAAAAGGUCGCCUGCGGUUGAAAGACACAUAAGACUAUAUAUCUGGUCACGGUGGGUAUUCAGCAACUGCCAACGCGCGCUCUCGAGCUCAUUUCAACGUAUCUCUACUACGUAUGUACCUACUACCUACACACACACAGACUGACGACUGCCUCUACUCGACCCCUUUGUGAUGCGUUGAGAAAGUGCUCUGCGCCGAGGGAAUAUGUGGUGAUAUGCGGCGAUCAUCGCCGAGUGUGUCUGGGAUGACUGCUGAGCUGAGUUUGUGUGUUUGAAGUCUGAUAAUUGUUGAGGUAAAAUGGCCACUUUAGCUGAACAGGCAUCCAAGCUUCUGGAUUUCAAUCAGAAGUUGGAUAUAACAUUGUUGGAUAACAUUGUUGGGUGUAUGUAUGCGGGUGUAGGCGAACAACAGAGAGUUGCACAAGAGGUGUUGACCACUCUCAAAGAGCAUCCGGAUGCAUGGACACGGGUUGAUACAAUUCUAGAAUUUUCUCAGAAUCAACAAACUAAAUAUUAUGCUUUACAAAUUUUGGAGCAAGUUAUAAAAACUAGAUGGAAAGUCUUACCUAGGAAUCAGUGUGAAGGUAUAAAGAAGUAUAUUGUUGGGUUAAUUAUAAAAACAAGCAGUGAUCCUGAAACAUUGGAGGCUUCCAAAGUUUACCUCAACAAAUUGAAUAUGAUUCUUGUCCAGGUAUUAAAAAGGGAAUGGCCCAGAAAUUGGGAAUCAUUUAUCGGUGAUAUUGUUGGUGCAAGUAAAACUAAUGAGAGUCUCUGUCAGAACAACAUGGCUAUUUUAAAACUUUUGUCAGAAGAAGUGUUCGAUUUUUCAAGUGGUCAAAUGACUCAAACUAAAGCAAAGCAUUUAAAAGAUACAAUGUGCAGUGAAUUUUCGCAAAUUUUCCAACUCUGUCAGUUUGUUAUGGAUAAUUCACAAAACGUUCCCCUUGUAGCAGUAACAUUAGAAACUCUCCUAAGAUUUCUAAAUUGGAUUCCUUUAGGAUACAUUUUUGAAACCAAAUUGAUCAACAUUUUGAUAUUCAAAUUUUUGAAUGUUCCGAUAUUUAGAAACGUAACGUUAAAAUGCUUAACUGAAAUUGCUGCAGUUACAGUACCCAAUUACGACGACAUGUUCAUUGUACUGUUUGUUAACACCAUGCAACAAUUGGAGCAAAUGUUACCUAUAGAGACAAACAUUCGUGAUGCCUAUGCAGUUGGUCAAGAUCAAGAGCAAAACUUUAUACAAAAUCUUGCCAUGUUUCUCUGCACAUAUCUCAAGGAACACGGUGCUCUAGUAGAGAAGAAGCAAUUAAAUGACACACUAAUCAAGGCGCUACACUACCUCCUGUUGAUUUCAGCGGUCGAGGAAGUGGAAAUCUUUAAGAUCUGUUUGGAAUAUUGGAAUCAAUUGUCCUCUGAUCUUUACAGAGAAAAUCCAUUUGUUGCUUACAAAGCUGUAGCAAUGCCGCCACGAAGACUGUUUUAUUCUCAAGUUUUAACUAAAGUUCGUUACAUUAUGAUCAGUAGAAUGGCUAAGCCAGAAGAAGUACUUGUUGUUGAAAAUGAAAAUGGUGAAGUUGUUAGAGAGUUCAUGAAAGAUACGGACUCCAUUAAUUUGUACAAAAAUAUGCGAGAAACUUUGGUAUACCUGACUCAUCUUGAUUACGUUGACACAGAAAAAGUUAUGACUGAAAAACUACAGAAUCAAGUAAAUGGUAGCGAAUGGUCUUGGAAGAAUCUCAAUACAUUGUGUUGGGCGAUUGGUAGUAUCUCUGGUGCGAUGCAUGAAGAAGAUGAGAAGCGAUUUUUGGUUACUGUAAUCAAAGACUUGCUUGGGCUUUGCGAGCAAAAGAAGGGAAAAGACAACAAGGCAAUCAUAGCCAGUAACAUUAUGUACGUUGUUGGCCAGUAUCCAAGAUUUUUAAGGGCACAUUGGAAGUUUUUGAAGACAGUUGUAAAUAAGUUAUUUGAAUUUAUGCAUGAAACCCACGAAGGUGUACAAGACAUGGCAUGUGACACUUUUAUCAAAAUUGCAUUAAAGUGUCGACGACAUUUUGUAACUGUACAACUUGGCGAAGCCGUGCCAUUUAUCGAAGAAAUUUUGUCAACGAUAAGUAGUAUCAUCUGUGAUCUUCAAACGCAGCAGGUACAUACCUUUUACGAAGCUGUUGGAUAUAUGAUCAAUGCACAAAUUGACGCUGUAAUGCAAGAACAUCUGAUUGAGAAAUACAUGCUCCUUCCCAAUCAAGUUUGGGACGAUAUCAUAAGCCAGGCAGCCAAGAAUGUUGAAGUUUUAAAGGAUCCAGAGGCUGUCAAACAGCUUGCAAGUAUACUCAAAACUAACGUUCGCGCCUGCAAAGCUCUUGGACAUCCUUACGUGAUACAAUUGGGAAGAAUAUAUCUUGACAUGCUGAAUGUGUACAAGGUAAUGAGUGAAAAUAUUAGCGCUGCGAUAACUGUGAAUGGUGAAAUGGUUAUGAAGCAGCCCCUCAUCAAAAGUAUGAGAGUUGUUAAAAAAGAAACAUUAAAACUCAUUGCUGAUUGGAUUAAUAGGUCUACUGACCAUCAAAUGGUCUUAGAAAAUUUUAUACCACACUUGCUAGAUGCCGUUUUAAUGGAUUAUCAAAAAACAAACAUUGCAUGUGCCAGAGAGCCCGAAGUGCUCAGUGCAAUGUCUACAAUAGUAAAUAAACUUGAAGGACAUAUCACCAGUGAGGUACCGAAAAUUUUCGACGCUGUAUUCAAGUGCACUCUUGACAUGAUUAACAAAGACUUUGAAGAGUUUCCCGAACAUAGGACCAACUUCUUUUUACUUCUGCAGGCAGUGAAUGUCCACUGUUUUCCGGCAUGUCUUUCAAUACAACCAGUCCAGUUCAAACUGGUUCUGGAUUCGGUUAUUUGGGCUUUCAAGCAUACAAUGAGGAAUGUCGCUGACACUGGCCUGCAAAUUCUGUACCAACUGUUCAGAAACAUGGAAAAGCACGACGAAGCUGCUCAAAGCUUUUACAAGACUUAUUUCACCGACAUCCUACAACACAUAUUCAGCGUAGUUACCGAUACGUCUCACACAGCAGGGUUAACAAUGCACGCCACUAUUCUGGCAUACAUGUUCUCAUUAGUUGAAUCAGGAUCGAUCAAAGUGAUGCUUGGGCCCAUACCAGACAAUGUCUUAUACAUUCAAGAAUUUGUUGCAAGUCUGUUAAAAGCGGCUUUUCCCCAUUUGACAGACAAUCAAAUCAAGAUUACUGUGCAGGGUCUUUUCAAUUUGGACCAUAAUAUUCCAGCCUUCAAGGAACACUUAAGAGAUUUCUUAGUUCAGAUUAGAGAAUACACCGGCGAAGACGAUUCAGAUCUGUAUUUGGAAGAACGAGAGAACGCUCUGCUAAUGGCACAAGAAGAGAAGAGGCGGCAACAAAUGGCCGUUCCUGGCAUUAUCAAUCCUCAUGAGAUGCCCGAAGAAAUGCAGGAUUGAACUACACGCCCGUAAGACCUUACGAAGUUGAUCUGCACAUCAAAACAAAGGACGCUCUACUGUAGGUACUAUCGUUUUUAUUUGCCUGCAAUCGAUCUUAACGUCACUAUCGAGUACGCGAAUCUACGACACUGGACACGUUCAUAUAAACACAAGAAACCGAAUAAAAAUAAUGAAACAAGUGUAAAAUAUAACUAUUUGCCUAUUGUUGCAAGGGCAAAAUCAAUAAAUGCGAUGACUGUUUGUUUAUCUGUUAUAGGAUUUUAAAAAUGAAAAUGGAGUUUUUGUUGUGAGUAAAAAUGUGGAAGCCUGCUUGGCGAUGCUAUUUCGUGUUCAUUUACGAUUCGAUUGUGUUCUCGCGCAAAAAUGUGAGUAUCAGCAAACCGUAAUAUACGAACGAAUUGUAAAUUACAAAAACAAAAUUAAGACUAACGUUUAUCUGUGGAAUGAAUAAAGAAGGAGAAUUUAUGAUUUGUGGAAUACUUAUUGAUUUUGUUAUCGCAAUAUGUACUGAUUUUCACUCAUGACUAAAAACAGCUUCAAUGUUAUACUUUACAUUUCUUUAGUGUUACUCCAAAGUUGAAUAUGAUAAUGAGAGCGGCAGUCUGAUACGUGCAUUUUUUUCAUUUUUUUAACAUUGCAAAGCUAGAAGAAUAUGUCAAGCUGAUUGGCGUCAUUUUUGAGUAAACAUUUGGGCCAAGACCGAACGAAAAUGUAUGUGACGAAGUUAGUACAUUAAAUAGAAUCGCUGUAGCAGGAAUUGAAGCCACGUGCGAGACGAAUAUGUGUGUUUUUAUCCGAGUGAAGUUGUAUUAUAAUAUUUAUAUCAGAGUUAAUUAUAACCACUUCAAGCAAGAUUUUCAUUAGUGAUUUGUAGAUUGAAAUUUCCUGUGGUUAUUAGAUGCUAACGAUUCAAAAAGGAAACCAAGACUUAUCUAAGUCUCAUUUGAUACUACAGUAGAAAAUGAUACAUCAAAUCUGUAACAAUGAAUGGAACAAUUUUUAUAAUAUACAUACUCUUAUAUACAUAUAUAUAUAUACUUACUCUGUUGCAAUAAUAUAAUUUUAUUUUCCAAUCACGAAGCUGUAUUAAAAAGUUGAUCAAAAAACAAAAAAAAAGAAUGUUUUUUGAUUGAAUUACUCAAUUCCAUUCUGUAGUUGGAAAUUAGUGCAUUAAUUAGCAUUGUAGGAACCAUUCAAUUAAUCGGUGAAUAUUUGAUCAAACGAUAUAAUACUUUCUUCACUCAAAAAAGAGCAUACGUAAUUGUUUUUGCAUUUUAGCAAUUAAAAAUCAACUUAAAAUUUUGAAAAAUCAGAUGUUGAGUAUUUUUUCUACAGAUUCAAACAGAUCGGAUAAUCGUUUGGCAAUCUGUCGAAAAUAAAUUAAAUUUCAAUUCUUCAGUGCUAAUGAAUGUUUUGCUGUUAUAAUCUGGUUUUUCAAAGAUUUAUAAUGUCUUUAAUUUAGUCAAUUUAUUUACUACUUCAAAUGUGCAUCGCUGGCGUACGCGUUUGAGAAAUUUAUUAAACAUAUAAAUGUGACGAAAAAAGAGCAUCUGAAAUCCAAAUGAUUUUUGGAGAUAUAGAGCGAAAGAUGAAAAGAGCGAAAGAGAGAGUAUGAACAGAACGAAGUGUCGAAUGAUCAUUACCACGUGGGCUGAAGUGUGUGGGUAGGCGAAAGUCUAAAUAUUUUCUACAAACAAUUACGUGAAAUCCUUUUUAUAAAGUCAAAGAAUAAUAGUAUCGUGAAGUAAGUACCCUUGGUGGAUAUCGCAUCAUCGUGUGAGUCCUUUACGAUUAUAUAUUAACAUCCAAAUAAUCAAAUUGAAGAGCCAACGACAAAGAAUGAAAAUGAUUCGAAAAUUGGUCAAAAGCGAUGACAAACGAAAUGCUGUAGAGAUUGUAUUGAGGAUGAACGAACGUAACAAUUGUAUGUGCGAAUGAGAGUAAUCAGAAAAUUAAUACUGUAAAUGCGAUUCAUUUGUAUGAAAAGUUCAACGUAAAAAGGAGAAAAUAAAUGAAAAAAAAAUAUUCCGAUUACAUAAGUUAUAUUGUAUAAAAACAAUGUUCUGGCUAAAUAAAUGUGAUAAACUAAUGACUUUGUAAACAAACUGUCCAAUGUAAGAGUAAAAAAACAGUGUAAAUCGAAAGCGCCAUAUAUACUCUAAAAAAAUUCACUAUAGCCGAAGCACUAUAUUAAAAGCAACUUACAUCUGACGUUAAGUUUCAGUUAUACGACUAAACAGAUGAUCAGUGUUACCGCGUAUUCUAUGUGAAGGUUUAAAAGUAAAGAUUCAAGAGUAGAGUACUAUUGUAGCGAUCGAUUAUUCAAAAAGGGUAUUUACUGCCGAUAUUAUAUAUUGAGUGAUUAAUAGGGCUUAACUGUUUGAAAGUCUACGUAUGCUCCUGAGCGAUAAAUGUAAGAUGACGGUGACGGCAGAACGACGAAGUAAUAAUUAGUGAAUACCUACAUAAGAGAGUGGAAAGAUAGCAAAGGAGCAAGUCAUACGUGGGUAUGCAAGUGUGUAAGGACGAGUGUAGUUUGUACGAUCCGCGAUGACGAUGUGCAUAUACCGCGCGAUCGUAGUCUGGUGAUUCUUUCAACUGGAGCAAUUGGAGCCAUUACAACAGUUUGUACUAUGCGUCCCAGAUAUCUCCAGUUGACAUGGUAGUGCCCUGUCCGUUCUGUGGCAUCGCCAAGGAACAAACAAAAGAGCGACAGAAAGAGGAAAACAAAUACCUUUUGAUUAUCGAUUGUGCGUCACUUUUUGAUAUAAAGCUGUAUUUAUUUGCAAAUCAAUACAAAUAUUAUCGAUAACACCCAAGUUUUUUCAAUGUUUUUCAUCUUCUCUAUCGCACAUUUUUAUCUAACCGUUUUGUCCAAUUGUAUAAUUAUUAUUAUUUUCUUUUUUUUCCUUUAUUUUUUUUUUACAUAUUAUUUCGAUAUUUUGCGUUCAAAGUUUUGUAUGUGUAAGUUAUCUAGAUCAAUGGGACGCAGGUUUUUAAUUCUAGACCAAUCGAUUAUGCUGAAUAUUUUAGUUAGAUAUUUUGUUUUCAAUAUAGCACUCGCAACAUUAUUUUUCAUUGUCAUUUAUAUUUUUUAUAUUUACGACUGGUGUUUUAAUAUUGAUUUCUCUAGAGAUCUUAUAAUAUUUUCCUUAUGCAUUUUAUGUUUUUGCGUAAGGUGUAUGAUCGUUGUGAAAACUGAAUCUAAAAGGACUAAUUCAAACAAACAUAUUACAGGUUUUUCGAAAGUCGACCAAAUAUUCGACUUGUGAGUUCCUUCUUACGAGGAAAUCAAUACUUUCUUGAUAGAAAAAGCAUUAUAUUACACUUUGAAUACUUAUGGAUUGAUAUAGUACACCGAUAAAAAAUUUCAAAGACCUAAAGCUGUGAGUAGCAUAUUUCUUGAAAAACUGAGUCGUUCGAUAUUACAGACUGGAAUAAGUGAAAGAAAAUUGGCAAGAGCAUAAGUCGAUAUCGAAAAUUGCAAAUUACAAUGGCUAAUUCAAGAAAUCGAGUGUGAUAGUAAAUAGUGUUGGUUUAUAAUGUUUCGCGUUUGUCUGCAUGCGUGAAUGUUUGAAAAGAAAAAUGCGAUCUAAUAGUUAUAUUCAUUACAUCGAUAAAGUAUGUAAAGAGUUUAAUAUUACUUACUAAUAAAAUAUGA